Molecule: messenger RNA, 1190 nt
Organism: Rhipicephalus sanguineus (brown dog tick)
Lineage: Eukaryota; Metazoa; Arthropoda; Arachnida; Ixodida; Ixodidae
Product: L-asparaginase
Exons: 7
Coding region: 138-1175 (345 amino acids)
Molecular function (GO): asparaginase activity
Source: RefSeq, a predicted model, not a curated record
GGCUUGGUCGGUGAGAAACGCCCGCGUAGCCCACUGGCGCGCAUUGGGCCGGUGUAACGGAGCGUUGACUCCGCGGCCGGCCUUUCUGCGCGGAAGCGAAAGUGCUGCGUGGUGAAAGCUCGAUCUCGUACGGCAAGAUGUCGUCGGAUGCCGAGCAAGAACUGCGUUCCAGCGACAGCCGAUCGUCGAGCCCGCCUCUGGAAGCUCGCACGAACGGACACAGCGAGGGGAGCCCGUCGCGGCAAGACAUGCGCUCGUCUCGCAGCCUCCUGGACACCUCGUACGCGCCCAAAGUUCUGCGCAAGACGAGUGACUGCCUGGUUAGCCAGGAGCCGCCGUCGCACUGCAACGAGUCCAAAGUGCUGGUGCUCUACAGUGGUGGUACCAUCGGCAUGGUUCGAGAUUGCGAAGGAGGCGUUCUGCGGCCAAUGCCUCAGGUAAUGGAGAAUCGGCUGCGCACCUUUCCUCAGUUGCACGACACGGAGUAUUCGAGCACACGCUUUACGGACCCAAACAAGCCGCCCUUAGUACUGCCUUGUACCGGGGACCCCAAUCGUGUCGUGUACACCAUCUAUGAAUAUGACCCACUGCUUGACUCAUCCAAUGCUACCAUGGACGACUGGGUCCGUAUUGCGCUUGAUAUUCGGGCAUAUUACGAACAAUUUGAUGGCUUUGUUGUGCUGCACGGAACUGACACGAUGGCUUACACAGCGUCUGCCCUGUCCUUCAUGCUCGAGAACCUGGGCAAGUCUGUCAUCAUCACAGGUUCACAGAUUCCAAUUUUUGAACCGAGGAGUGACGGACGGGAGAACUUGCUCAACUCACUCAUCAUAGCUGGCAACUACGUCAUUCCAGAGGUGACGUUGAUGUUCAACAACAAGCUGUUUCGUGGCAACCGGACAAGCAAGACGAGCAUCAAUGAGCUGGAUGCUUUCUCCUCCCCCAAUCUGCCUCCCCUGGCCACCAUUGGUGUCAAGAUAAAAGUCAACUGGAGAGCCGUGUUCCAGCAGAACACCAUGGAGAAGUUUCGUGUGCACUCCAAGCUGAACCGCAACGUUGGCCUCCUUCGUCUCUUCCCCAGCAUCACCGUUGAAGUGGUGUGUGCGUGCCUCCUUUUGAUGAACGCAAGAACGAGAAAAAAAUACUUGCUCUGGCUUUGUAAAUGGCAGGUGUGAUCAGUGGCACGUGGA